UAUUUCCCGUUGCUACAGGUGGCGUCGUUAGAAAUAUUUUAGAUGAGAUCUCUUCUGUUUUGUGCAAAACAUGAUUUCUUCUUCUGUUUGCAUUAAUAUUGAAAGUUAAAUUAAAGAACAAAGAUUAAAGAUGUCUGAUGUAAAGAAGCUAGAUAUUCCGCAAAAGUCGGAGUGUGUAAAAGUUGUUGUGAGAUGUCGUCCUCUAUCAGAGAAAGAAGUACAGAAAGGAUACGAAAGGGUAGUGGAGAUGAACACAAAAAGAGGUGUUAUUGAGAUUAGGAAUCCUAAAUUGCCACCAUCGGAUCCAAAGAAAACCUUUACAUUUGAUACUGUUUAUGACUGGAAUUCCAAACAGAGGGAUUUGUAUGAGGAGACUUUCAGAGAUCUUGUGGAGAAUGUUCUUCAGGGAUUUAACGGGACAAUUUUUGCCUAUGGUCAGACUGGAACAGGCAAAACACAUACAAUGCAAGGAUUAAAAAAUGAUCCUGAACAGCGAGGGGUGAUUCCUAACUCAUUUGAACAUAUAUUUAGUCAUAUAUCUAACUCGGAAAAUCAACAGUACCUCAUAAGGGCCUCUUACUUAGAAAUAUACCAGGAGGAAAUACGUGAUCUUUUAUCGAAGGACCAGAACAGACGUCUAGAGUUAAAGGAGCGACCAGAUACGGGUGUUUAUGUGAAGGUUCUACAGUUGAUUGGAGAGAUUACAGUUGCUGGUAUUUCGGGUGUAGAUACCUUCAGGGAAAACUUGUCUUCUUCUACCAGCAACAUGAGCAAUGUGCAAGAAGCUUCUUGUACAAAUGAUGGAGAUGCGCAUGCUUCAAGUAGUGGUAAUUUGGCAGAAUCAGCACCAUCUGCUACCCUUGUUAAUACAAGUAACUCUGAAAAAAGAAAAAGGACAGUGAGUGAACCAAUAGAUAAAUAUCAAGAACUUCUUGAUAUUGAAAGGAAGAAGUGCAAAUUUCUUGAAGAAAUUCUCAACACGCAAAAGCAGCAAAAUGAAAAUCUGGGGGCAAUUUCUAAGGAAUUGAAGCGACUUACUGACAUCAUUGCAUACAAAAGUACUAUUGAUAAUCUCCUUGAACUUUAAAUAUCAAAGUAUACAUUUUCCAAAUACAAAAUGCAGUCAUAAAAUCAUAUACUUAGGAAGGACAGUGGAAAUUAAAUAAAUAUAGUGAACUAAAGAAAUGAUAUAUUCCAAGCAGUGAUUUUACAGCUAAAUUAAAAUUAUUGAUUUGAUUUCGGAUGCCAGAGAUUAUAUAAAGAAGGCACAGCUCUUGUGAUAACAUGCUGCACAUCCGGACAUCAAACAGUGAUUUUAUAAAGCCAUAAAAUCACUGAUUGGGAUAUAUUAUUUUGAUUCUAACAUGACAUUAACUUAAACAUGGUGCUAUACCUUAAAUCAAGCUAAAUGUUUGUUUCUUUACUUCUUCCCGCG
Messenger RNA from Ruditapes philippinarum (Manila clam), 1435 nucleotides. RefSeq names its product kinesin-II 95 kDa subunit-like. Gene Ontology annotation, cellular component: microtubule. Gene Ontology annotation, biological process: mitotic cell cycle; microtubule-based movement. The coding region runs from base 131 to 1087 and encodes 318 amino acids. NCBI's taxonomy places the organism in Eukaryota, Metazoa, Mollusca, Bivalvia, Venerida, Veneridae. Gene Ontology annotation, molecular function: ATP binding; plus-end-directed microtubule motor activity; microtubule binding. The record is from RefSeq and is a predicted model, not a curated record. The transcript is spliced from 11 exons.